Messenger RNA from Rotaria socialis, 1119 nucleotides. The record is from the annotation of a GenBank genome assembly. Lineage: Eukaryota; Metazoa; Rotifera; Eurotatoria; Philodinida; Philodinidae.
AUGGUGCUCCUUCUAAAAACGAAAUUUUCAUCAACAAUAUAUUAUCGUUUGGGAAUUUUAUCUAUUAUUGCAAUAGCAAUUGCUGUAACUACGCAUAUUCAAAAACCAAAUAUUUUCACAUAUUCAUCUCUAAUUAAUUCAAAAAACCAGUCUAAUUUAACACAAUCGAUUAGACGAACAAGUAAUACAGCUUGUAUCGUGUAUCUCGAACAGAUUAGUGGCCGUCUAGGUAAUAAACUGUUUAUGGUCGCUAGUGCUUAUGGUCUUGCUCGUCUUCAUUCUUGUCACUUGUAUUUAACACCAGCGAUAAUCAAUGAAAUGAAGCUAGUAUUUAUUUUUGAUCUUUCUCCUGUGCUUAUUUCAACCAACAUGCUCAAUUCAAUCAUCAAUAAUACUGCAACACCGAUUACUAGAACAAUGCAAAGUGUUGGUUGUCAAUAUGUUCCUGAAUUGAAGCGUCCGAAUGCUAUUUCUCUAGGACAUAUAUUUGAAUUGAGAGGUUAUUGGCAAUCAUAUCUGCAUUUUCACAAACAUAGCUAUGAGUUACAGAAUCAUAUUUUUGUUGCGAGACAACCAGUAAUCGAAAAAGUCUCAAAGUUAUUUAUUAAUAUUUACGAACAACAAUUUAAAUUGAAACCUCAAUUUUCAUUGGACAAUCAUCAAUUAUUUAAAAAGCAAUUAGCUGAAUCAAAAUGGACAACAUGGAUUGGAAUUCAUGUACGGCGUUUAGAUUUCUUUCACUUAAAUUUUUCUUCGUCCGAGCAAUAUUUAUUUUUUGCUGUUAAAUAUUACAGAAAACGCUAUCCAAAUGCUUCUUUCAUAGUCGCUAGUGAUGAUAAGGGUUAUUGUAGAAAUUUAUUUCAUGAUCAAGCAAAUGUUUUCAUUACACCAGAAUCAUUUUCUGAGGUCGAUGAUCUAAUAACGUUAUCAUUUUGCCAACAUUCAAUUAUAACUGGUGGAACAUUUGGAUGGUGGGCAGCUUAUCUUGCCAAUGGUUAUGUGAUUCAUGAUAAAGUAUAUCCAUCUGGAUGUGUACGACGUGAACAUUACUAUCCGCCAUGGUUUUUAAUAGAUGGAUAUGUGCGAGCGCAUAAGAAUAGUGCUAAUAUUUUGCGAUAA